Messenger RNA from Pseudoliparis swirei, 2133 nucleotides. RefSeq lists its product as uncharacterized. NCBI's taxonomy places the organism in Eukaryota, Metazoa, Chordata, Actinopteri, Perciformes, Liparidae. The record is from RefSeq and is a predicted model, not a curated record. Gene Ontology annotation, cellular component: nucleus. The transcript has 3 exons. Bases 233 to 1060 code for a protein of 275 amino acids.
GCACGUGUUGCGCCUCGUAGUAUUUACAUGCUGCAAAGCUCUGAGCUGCAAGGAAGCCUCCAUUCAGCUGGCGCGAAAAUAUGACAAUAACAUACUAAUCUGUUAAAUAUAUUAACUUAAAAAAUGACUUAAAUCGAAGGCUUUGCCUUUCAGUAAGAUUGUUAUGUGUAAUAGUAUAGUUACAUUUAGCCGUGUUACAUGUUAUGUACUGCAAGGGUGCAGGUGAACCUGGAUGAAGAGGAUGACGUGUGUAAUAAUGCCAUCACAACUUCUUGAAGGGAUGUCCAGCAGGAAGCGGAGACCCAACUGGACCGACCAGGAGUGUCUUCUUCUGGCUCAGCUGAUGCAGGAGAGGAAGGAGGUCAUCAGAGGGAAGUGCAGCAGCGGCGUGUCCAUACAGGACAAAAGACAAGCCUGGGAGGAAAUCGCCCAAUCCAUCAACAUCGCCUUUCCACAGAUUCAGCGCACAGUUUCUGACUGCAACAAGAAGUGGGAAAACCUGCUGGCCAAGUCCAAGGAGGAGAUCAAACGACAGAGAAGACAAGGACUCUCAGAAGGCCUGUCCGUGGUGCACUUCAGCCCCGUGACCCAGGUGGUGAUCUCUGUGAUGAACCUCUCAGAGAUCCUGGACAGAGAAGACGCUUCACUCUCUGAGUUUGUGGAAGCUCAACAAAACAGCAGUGAUGAAGACGGACACGAGCACAGGCUGGAUGAACGGUUCUCACACACACGCCCCCUGAGGGAGCUCCACCUCCCCUCGUACCCCGAUGCACCUUCUUCUCCGGCAGAGCAGAAAAUGUCUGAUUUGAUGGACGUCUCCAGAUCCCUGGCGGUGCACUUCAGCGCUCACCACCACCACGGCGCCGCCGCCCCCCCGGGGCGCCCGGAGGCCCCCGCCUCCUCGCCCCCGGCCGGUCACCGCACGACGCUGCAGGAGCGGAUGGAUUUGGAGAUGUCCGUGCUGAGGAGACAGGAGGCGGUCCUCAAGCUGCAGGAGGAGUAUUACACACUGAAGAUUCAGCAGAUGAAAAAGCAAACGGGGCCGCGCUCAGAGGCCUGAGGAGGUCGCGGAGGACGACCUGUCGGACCCCGCAGGACGUCGGAUAUAUCGUCUCCACACGCACGUCUGAGUGACAUCACAUCACGCAAGAAUAAAGUGUUCCCAGCUGGAUGCAAACCUAUUCGCAUGAGAAGAUUUCAGUUUACUUUCAGGGUAACCGACUUGCAUGAGAAGAUUUCAGUGUUUGGCCCUUGCUUCAGGGCCAUAUCACGAUACGUCUUAAAAUACAAGCGAGUGUGAGAAGAACACGUGACACAAUAACAGAAGUUGACACAACCGUGUUUAUUUUAAUUACAUCUGUAAAAAAAAAAAAAAUUCCAGAAGCCCAAGUUAUUCUUUACAGUAUAAAUGCGUUUCUGUCCACUCGUCUAGUUUUACACUGUGAGAAAUGUCGUUUAUUUACCGAUUCAUGCCAUUUAGGCCUAAGUGCAAAUUUGGAAGCUGUAAAUGUUUGACAUGUACCGACAUACAUAUUUAUGAAAACUGAAGCGGGGCGCGCCAACGAAAGCAAAGCUACAAUAAUGUCCUGUCUAGACUAAUGUAGCAAUUUGUGUGUAAUAUUUCUCAUAAAAUGUGUUUAUUUUGGAGUUGGCCCCCCGAUGUGAGCGGCGGGGCCCCGAGUGUUGAAUACAAGUCUGUUAUUUGCUGCGUGGUUUGCUCAUUUCCUUUGUUAGUGUUAGUGCGGACUGUUGCUGAGUCAGCAAGCAGCGAGAAACUUCUAGAGAAACUUUACUAUUGCUCUCAGCGCGAGGAGUCGACGGAGCGCUGAAGAGUCCUCAAACGCUCAUGGAGCUGCAUGUGCUGCUCUGGUUAGACGUUUGGCAGGCGGCUGCUUGACGACGCAUUUUAUCCAAAUGUGUGUCAUGGAGUCAAAGGUUUUAUUGAAAAGAUUAUUAUUAUUAUCACACGUCAUGAUUAUUCUCCAAUUCAUCAUUUUUCAUCUGACGUCCCACAUGAUUUAAAGUACUUCACCUGCCCCACUCACAUAUAUAUACAGGACUGUCUCAGAAAAUUAGAAUAUUGUGAUAAAGUUCUUUAUUUUCUGUAAUGCAAUUAAAAAAACAAAAAUGUCA